Messenger RNA from Osmerus eperlanus (European smelt), 2413 nucleotides. It is a transcript of the gene cd36, whose product is annotated as CD36 molecule (thrombospondin receptor). The transcript is spliced from 12 exons. Gene Ontology annotation, molecular function: scavenger receptor activity; low-density lipoprotein particle receptor activity; low-density lipoprotein particle binding. Gene Ontology annotation, biological process: low-density lipoprotein particle clearance; receptor-mediated endocytosis; lipoprotein transport. Lineage: Eukaryota; Metazoa; Chordata; Actinopteri; Osmeriformes; Osmeridae. The record is from RefSeq and is a predicted model, not a curated record. Gene Ontology annotation, cellular component: cell surface; plasma membrane; cytoplasm. The coding region runs from base 49 to 1455 and encodes 468 amino acids.
ACAGUACACACACACACACGGGCGUACACACACACAUCCGCCGGCGCCAUGGGCUGUUGUGACAGGAGGUGUGGGCUGAUCUCUGGAGCUGUGUUUGGGGCGUUGGUGGCUGUGCUCGGAGGCAUCCUCAUCCCCGUAGGAAACAUUGUCAUUAAGGACACUGUGGAGAAGGAGGCUGUCAUCGAGCCUGGCACGACAGCCUAUGACAACUGGGUGUCUGCUGGGGCAGUGGUGUAUCGACAGUUCUGGUUGUUUGAUGUGAAGAACCCCCUGGAGGUGCUUGAGCAUGGAGCCAAGCCUGUGGUCAUGGAGAAGGGACCCUAUGCGUACAAGACCAGGUACUUGGCAAAAGAGAACAUAACAGCCUUUCCCAACCACACUGUGUCCUUCUUGCUGCCAGCAGGGGCCAUCUUUGAUCCCUCAAUGUCUGUGGGACCAGAGGAGGACAUGGUCACUACCCUCAACUUGGCUGUGGCUGGUGCGUACACAUUGGUUCCUAAGCUGUUUCACCCGGUUUUGGAAAUGUAUAUCAAGAACAACAACGCCUCUCUCUUCCAGCGCCGCACAGUCAAGGACCUUCUCUGGGGUUACACCGACCCCAUCCUGAAGGGAACUGUGGGCAUUUUUGCCCCUUACAACGAUACCUAUGAUGGACCCUACAAUAUCUUCACAGGGAAGGAUGAUAUCUCCAAAGUCUCUACCAUUGACAUGUUUCAGGGUAGGAAGGCCGUGCCUUACUGGAAUGACACAUACUGCAACAUGAUCAAUGGCACAGAUGCAUCCUCGUUUCCUCCUUUCCUGGAUAAGAAGAAGCCUUUGUUCUUCUUUGUGUCAGACAUCUGCAGGUCUGUGUCUGCCCAGUAUGAGUCCAGCCAGGACCUAAAGGGGAUCCAGGUGUACCGUUACACUCUGAAUGAGAAGACUCUAGCUGCCCCCUCGAUCAACCCUGACAACCAGUGUUACUGCAAGGACCUUCUGUCCACGAAGAACUGCACCGUAGGAGGAGUCCUUGGCGUCGGUGAAUGCCGUGACGGCACCCCGGUCUACAUCUCCCUACCCCAUUUCCUGUACGGCACUCCUAGCUUGACAGAGGAUGUACUGGGCCUGAGUCCUUCCAUAGAGCACCACUUCACAUACCUGGAUGUAGAGCCAACCACAGGCUUCACUCUGAGGUUUGCCAAGAGGCUUCAGGUCAACAUGAUGUAUGGACCCUCAAAGGUUAUCACUGUAUUGAAAAAAGUGAAGGACUACACCAUAUUCCCUUUAGUUUGGUUAAAUGAGACUGCAUCGCUCGAUGAUGAGACAGCAGACAUGUUUAAGAAAGAGCUGCUGUCCCGUGUCCAGCUGCUGGGCAUGGUGCAAAAAUCUCUGAUAGGCCUCGGGACAGCCAUAUUUGUUCUCUGUAUGGUGGGGUACUGUAUAAUGAGACGAAACAAAAAUUCAAAAAUUGUGUGAGCUGAAGUUCCACAAUCUAUGAAUGGCAUAGAAGUCAACAAGCUGCUAUUGUGCCUCUGACCUAUUUUGACAAAUAUGUAGCCAUUUUUGUAAUUUUAGCAUAUAAUGCUAAACGUUUAUAAUGUUCGAAAAGCAUUGCUUUGAUACGCAGAGGAAAUACUGUGAGAAUUUCAAAUGAUUUGUUUUAAACAUUGUUAAUCUGUUUGGUAUGUUGGGAUUUGUAGAUGAGGUUUCCCCUGGACUGUUAAUGUAAUUCUCUGUGCUGGAUUCCCACUGUGAGAGAAAGGUACUCUGAUGGGGUAUUAACGUUCAGAUGAAAAUAUGUAAAUUCAUUCAGUUCAAUGUUGAACUGUGAGUCAUAAGUAUUAUUAAAAGGAAAAUAGUUUCUUUUUUUUCAUUUUAUGCUGUACUCAAAGGAUCUUUUAAAGGUCUUAACACGGCACAGUCUCAAUCCAAACCAGACCAUUUUGGAACAAAACCCUCCAUUGUGCACUUUAAAGCAAUAUCAUUCAGUUCACUUUUCACCCCAUGCGGCCUGUAAAUCAAAACAGGAAUAAAAUCAGUCUAGGAGAUGAUAAUUCUGUGGUUCAGCAUGUCACCUGGGUUUGUUUGGUUAAAAAGAAUUGUGUGUUGCCCGACUGAGGAAACUCUUUAGUUUUAUGGGUUUUAAAUGGCCCACUGCAGGUUUCCUGUGGUUAUGGGUCCUCAGUUAGUCUGAGAUAGAGGCUGACAUCCACAUCCAUUUAUUCAGAUUACCAGGGACAUGUCUGGAUGUCCUGACCACCUCUCCUCUCUCUGACCACGGCUACCAUAACACAGUCACAGGUGCCCAUCCUCUCACACAGUGUGUUCAGUGAAAUAUUUAGUCAAGGGAACUGUACAGUAGUGGCUUGGUUAUGAAUGACUCCUUUUUGGACAGAACGUGACUAACAUAUAAAAACUUUAUUGUGGUUAAAAA